This is a messenger RNA of Salvelinus sp. IW2-2015, 2431 nucleotides long. RefSeq names its product putative RNA polymerase II subunit B1 CTD phosphatase rpap2. NCBI's taxonomy places the organism in Eukaryota, Metazoa, Chordata, Actinopteri, Salmoniformes, Salmonidae. Gene Ontology annotation, cellular component: cytoplasm; nucleus. Gene Ontology annotation, molecular function: RNA polymerase II CTD heptapeptide repeat phosphatase activity; RNA polymerase core enzyme binding. The record is from RefSeq and is a predicted model, not a curated record.
GAGAGAGGCAGUGAGGGAGACCCUGAGAGAGAAGCUGGAUCUGGAGAAGAGGGCUCUGCAGGUGGUGGAGCGUCUCUUGGAGGACAGCGUCGCAGACGACUUCCUGGUUGACUGUGCAAGGUUGAUCACUGCUGCCAAUUACAAAGACACAGUUGAGGAGAGGUCCAUUGUGAAGCUGUGCGGUUAUCCUGUCUGUUCAAACAAACUGGGCAAGGUCUCCACUCAACAGUUCAAAAUUUCCACCAAAACCAACAAAGUCUAUGACAUCACGGAACGCAAGAGCUUCUGCAGUAACUUCUGCUACAAAGCCUCCAAGUCCUUUGAGCUGCAGAUAUCAAAGAGCCCUCUGUGGCUGAGGCAGCACGAGAGCCCCCCCGAUGUGAAAUUAAUGAAGAAAGGAGAUGGCGGUAGCACCGGAGAGGAGGUGAGGCUGGCUGAGAGGCGUCUCAGAGAGGACGAUGUGGAGAACCCCAUUCCCUUGGACUCCGUGUCCCCAGAGGCCCCAGAGGACCCCAGGCGCUCCCCUACAGCCGGCCACAGCGACGACAGCGACACAGAACACGACUUUGUCUCAAGCGUGGUCUCCCAGCGACGGGGACCCAGGGUGCACUGGGGCGAUCUGCCCAAGCGCACCGCCGAAGGGCAGGGUAGGGAACCUGGAGAGGGGGAGGACAAGGAGAGAAGGUCGGGAGGGAAGGACACAACGGUGCCCAACCAAAUACAAACAAACGAGGCGGAAGACGAGGAGGAGAAUACAGAAGAAUCACAGAAAGCACAAAGGAAGCCAAGCAAUGGCACAGAUGGACACCAACAGCACACCACAGAUACGAACCACCAGAGUGAGCAGCAAUCUUUCCUGGGAGAGAGAGGCUCGCCAGAGGGCCAGUCUAUGGAGGAAGCCGCAGAGCUAUUGAGCCAAGUUACAAUACAGGAUCGAGACCCAGCCACAGCUACGUCUCCUGCACUAACAGCCUGCAGUGUACAGAAUCAAGACCCAGCUCUAAACCGCAGUCCACAGGGAGACCCAGCACAGCCCACCCAGCCUGGCAUCAACAUCACCCAGGUGGGCAUGAGCAGAAGGGGAGCCCAGGGGCUCCGGGGGCUCCUCAAGUGCCACGAAGCCGGGACUAAACCUGUCUCGGUCCGGCUGAACCUUCUAGAAGGCCUAAGGAGGACCUUCACUGAAUGGAUGACUGAGGAGACUAUGAAGUUCCUAUAUGGCCCAGACCACUUUAGUAAAACACUGAUAGAAACAAAGGAGGAGGAGGAGAAGGAAGAGGAGCUAGAUGAAGAUGACUUGGAGGACAUUGUGAAGGAUGGUGGGGAGGAACGUGAGACUGACUCCCAAGGGGGUCCAGGAAGGCCCUCGGCCCCGGCCCCAGACUACGACACCCUACGCAGGGAGACAGAGGAGAUGGGGUUGAGGGUGAGGGAGUUCUACAAAGGGACGAAGGAAGUCCAGCGGGUGUCAGGGAAACAACAUGCCAGAGACGAAGACUCAGAGAACCAGGGUGGGGCACUCCCGUUGGUUGACUCCCAUUCCCAGCACCUCAUCCAGAAACGGAUUACGGUGGAGAAGCUCACUAAAGGCCUGAGAGACAUCGUGGGCCCUCUGCGUCUCACCAUGACUGACGUCUCCAGUGACCUCAACAGGCUGGUCAGAACCUUCAGAUUUACAAACACCAACAUCAUCCACAAAGGCCCAGAGUGGACCUUGAUUGCGGUGGUGCUCCUCCAUUUGUUAUCAGAGGUGUCCCCGGUGGUGCGGGAGGCCCUGGAGAGGCCGGCCUCCGUCGAUUACCUCUCUACUCUGAUGCAGGAGCUCCCACUGCUGGACCAGGACCUGCAGAGCCUGAUCCAGCUACUCAGAACCGCAGAGCUCUGUCCACACGAGCACACAGAGAACCGGCAGACAAAUCAAUGAAAGUAUUCUUCUUCUGGACAACAUUUUCCCCUUUUAUAAGAACUGCGGAGAGACGUCAGUCCGGUUAUCUUUUUUAUUUGAUUUGGUUGCUUUUUCGGUUUUGUUGAUUUCUAUUUGAUUGAUUUGUGUUCUAUUAUUGAGAAUUAAGAGUCAAAUAAUGACUUUCGUCUUCUCCCGGGCAAUGUACAGUGCUCGAUGUGGUUGUAGUUCUCUGAAAUGAAGACCGUGUAGGCACACCGUAUCACUGAAUAGGCUUGUUUUCAAACAUAAAUUCUUACACUUGUGCAUAGUUGAGUAAAUCUGUGAAUCUGUUGAUGCUGUAAAUGUUUAAAUCAAAUCUUUAAAGUGACAAGCCUCUGAUGUUUAACCCUGUGCCUCUAUACAACCAAAUCAAAUCACACUCAGGUUUUACACUUUGUCUAAAAACGUCAUGUGUUGUGGACUAUAUUGCCUAACUGUAAGAGGAUGGUGCAAUAAAAGUGAUGCUGUUUCUCCCAACUUCCUUAA